UCAAGUUAGGCACUAAUAUAUUUCAUAGAUAUAACCUUCUAUAGCAACAUAAACAAAUGAAAAUAGCUUAAAACUAGCUACUUUUUGUUAACAGCUAGGUCGAUUGGCUUCUUAGAUCGCGAAGAAAAUGUUCUGUCAGUUAUGCAUUCUGGUCAUUUUUAUGAAUUCUGUGGGAUUCAAGGCCGAGCGGAUUUCUGUUCAAACGUCAGUCAAAGGCUACAAAAGAGCCCCUGAUCCAAACAAAGAUGCCUUCAGCGACAACUUCGAUAUUUGUAUGAUCAAUCGAUGGAACAGGAGAGCACGCCGAGUUCUCAGGACCUCACCGACUGCUGCUUGUAACAAAGCACACCAUUCGAGACUGUGUUAUGGUUGGCGCGAGGGCAUACGUCGCCAAGGCAAUGCUCAGUACAUCUCUUGUUACAACACAAAUAAACUGAUACCCGAGUUCGCCGCGUACAUUGUUCCAGCCGGUACAUAUGUGGGAACUGAGUACACCCGACCAAGACCCUUCAGAAAGGACGAAGGAAUAUAUGCUCCAAAUCCACAAGCGGUACAUGAAGACUGCAACUCGGGAGAGAAGGAUCGAGAGUUUUGUAACCGAGGUCAUCUCGCGCCUAGUGGAGCAUUCAACACCAAAAACGAGCGUGACCUCACGUUCAUCAUGACCAACAUUGCACCACAGUGGGAUGUUUUUAAUGAGGGAAAUUGGAGAAUGGUUGAAAAAGCUGUGAAGGAUUACGCUAAAACCGUUCAGCAUGGUGUUUACGUUUUCACAGGAACAGCGGGUAUAGCGAAGUACUGGACAGUUAGUGUUUGGCCUAGAAAACCAUAUGUAGCAGGAACUGGGAGGAUGACGGUUCCUAAAUAUUUCUGGAAGGCAGUCUGCGAUCCUAUAACGAGAGAAUCCAUCGUUUUCAUUGCUGAAAACAAUGUAGGUGAGACUCGAACGGACACAGUGGAUAAAGGAACCUGUGCAAGUCAACCAAUGACCAGGUCAAAGGGUGUGGUUUAUUGCUACAGCAUGGAUGAGGUACGAGGAAUUAAAAACCGUAUUAGGAAUUGGUGGCAUGGAUUUAGCUUUCCUGACUUCGACCCGGUUAGUUGUGGAACUAAUAGCAGAGGCAAUUUUCUUGACUUUUAUCUUGAAUUUAGUUAAUCAAACUAAAAAACGUUAAAUAUAAAAAUAUUUGUCUAAUAACGGUAUACGAACCUCGGGCGUUUUCCUUUAAGCGGCUAAAAUGGUCAAACCGGUCAAUUGAAAUAGAGUAUUUCGUUAAGAAUAUUGCGGAGAAUUAUUGCGGAGAGACUCCAUCUCCCGUCCUAGGCAGAUGUAAUUACGACGUGCCUAAAUGCAGGGUUCCACUUUAAAAUAUCAUUAAAUUGUCUGUACUGAAAUUUAAGACCAGUCUGGCCGUUUUAACUGUGCGAAGGAAUGCCCUGUAAUUCUUCCGGUUAAUUAAUGGUGAAUGAACUUUGUUAGUUUGUUGUCAUGUCAAAUAACAAUAAACCUUAUUAUCGUGUGAUUCGUGUUAAUUAAC
This is a messenger RNA of Dendronephthya gigantea, 1538 nucleotides long. RefSeq lists its product as uncharacterized. Gene Ontology annotation, biological process: apoptotic DNA fragmentation. Gene Ontology annotation, cellular component: mitochondrial inner membrane; nucleus. The transcript has 4 exons. The record is from RefSeq and is a predicted model, not a curated record. Bases 128 to 1156 code for a protein of 342 amino acids. Lineage: Eukaryota; Metazoa; Cnidaria; Anthozoa; Malacalcyonacea; Nephtheidae. Gene Ontology annotation, molecular function: single-stranded DNA endonuclease activity; RNA endonuclease activity; metal ion binding.